Molecule: messenger RNA, 567 nt
Organism: Calliphora vicina (urban bluebottle blowfly)
Lineage: Eukaryota; Metazoa; Arthropoda; Insecta; Diptera; Calliphoridae
Exons: 1
Coding region: 5-403 (132 amino acids)
Source: RefSeq, a predicted model, not a curated record
AAACAUGAUUUUGGCAGCUCGCAAGCAUCUUUUUGCUACCAAUAUCAUUUUCUUUUUCAUCAUUUAUGUAGUGCAGAAAUUCAUACAGGUCUUCUGUAUAAUUGAGGAGAAGGCCUGCAAUAAUGCCAAUUGUACCCCAAAUAAUCGAUGUGACGAUCGUUGUAUUAAACCCAUUGCUGAAUCAACUCCAGCAAAGCCAGCUGUAUUAACACCUCCUCAAUCACCAAUUCCAGCAGUGAAAGGUCUUCGUCUGAUACCAUUGGCCAUGCGCAAAACCAUGCGCAAUUUCGGUUACGGCGAAGGACACUAUCAAAUGUUCGUGGAGGAGAAACAGCGUAAACAACCCACCUCCAAAGCUCGCUUAAAUGCGGCCGUUGCUGAAGUUAAACUCAAUCCAAAUUAGUUUCAGUGGUUACAGCCAAGAAAUAAACAAACGUUUGCUCAUUUAAUACAGAACAAAUGUUUGACAAUUUUACUAUGUACUUCCUAAUUUUUAAUAAAGUUCAAAUCUAUUUCUCCCUGUUGUGCAUAGUUAAUACAAAAAAAACUCUUGAAUUUGAUUUUUAU